Ochotona princeps (American pika) is the source of this 3214-nucleotide messenger RNA. It is a transcript of the gene FERMT1, whose product is annotated as FERM domain containing kindlin 1. Gene Ontology annotation, biological process: integrin-mediated signaling pathway; cell-matrix adhesion. Gene Ontology annotation, molecular function: integrin binding. The transcript has 15 exons. Lineage: Eukaryota; Metazoa; Chordata; Mammalia; Lagomorpha; Ochotonidae. Bases 586 to 2619 code for a protein of 677 amino acids. Gene Ontology annotation, cellular component: focal adhesion. The record is from RefSeq and is a predicted model, not a curated record.
GUACCCGGAAGGCAGGCACAGCCAGCAAGCUUUCAUCAUCUAGGCAGGACCCGGGCACCCUCGGGGGUACAGGAAAAACCUUGGGCAGUUUUAAGAUGUGGCGGGAUGAGAAAUCCCUAGAGGAAACGCAAGGGCUGAACGUGCGUUCCGGGUCCUCCCAGCCCGACUACCUUUAGCCCUCCAAAAACAAAAAGAAAGGAAGCUGCAGACUGUGUCUCCACUCCGCCAGAGCGAGCCUCAGCAGGCCCGGGGCUGGGCAUGCUCCCGCCUGCUCCUCCGCGCGCCGGCCCGUGCUCCGGGGGCCCGUAGGGCGGAGCCCUGGCUUCCAGCGCACAGCGCCCGGAGUAGGACCGGUGCCCAGCUUCGGCAGGAGGCUCCGGGAAGCUGGGCUCCUGCGCCAUCGCCUGCCGCAGCGCAGUCGAGCAGCCGUAGCCCCUGGGUGCUCUUGGCCAGCGCGAGCGCCCGGCUGAACUUGGAGUGGCCUCCGCCGGGUUUCCAGAGGCGCAUUUUCCCGCUUGCUGGCCCGCAGAGUUCCUUGCACACCUCAGACUUCGGGAAAGGAGCCAGACACCUGCACGCACCGCGAUGCUGUCGUCCAGUGACUUUGCCUCUGCGUCCUGGGAGCUGGUGGUGCGUGUCGACCACCCCGAUAAAGAGGAGCAGGAAGAAGUCAGACUCAGAGUGUCUGGAGACCUACACGUCGGGGGAGUGAUGCUCAAGUUAGUAGAAAAGAUCAACCUCGCGCAGGACUGGUCAGACUUCGCCCUCUGGUGGGAACAGAAGCGUUGCUGGCUGCUGAAAACCCACUGGACCCUGGACAAAUGCGGGGUGCAGGCCGACGCCAGGCUGCUGUUCACCCCGCAGCAUAAAACCCUCCGCCUGCGCCUGCCCAAUGUGAAGACGGUGAGACUGCGCGUCAGCUUCUCCGCCGUGGUGUUCAGAGCCGUCACGGACAUCUGCAAGACCCUGAAUAUCAGAAGAUCGGAAGAAUUGUCCCUGCUAAAACCUUCUGGUGACUAUUUCAAGAAGAAGAAAAAAAAAGACAAGAGUAACAAGGAGCCUGUGAUUGAAGACGUCCUGGACCUGGAAUGUUCCUCGACAAGUUCAGGUUCACCAGUAAGUUCUGGCUUAUACAGUAAGACCAUGACGCCAAUGUAUGACCCCGUCAACGGGACGCCAGCCUCCUCCACCAUAACAUGGUUCAGCGACAGCCCUUUGACGGAGCACAACUGUAACAUCCUCGCCUUCAGCCAGCCCCCGCAGUCACCAGAAGUUCUCAGUGACAUGUACCAGCCCUGGACACUCAUCGAUAAAGCCAAGUUUAACGCAGGCUGGCUGGACUCGUCACGCUCCCUUAUGGAACAAGGCAUCCAGGAGGACGAGCAGCUGCUGUUGCGGUUUAAAUACUACAGUUUCUUCGACUUGAACCCUAAAUACGAUGCUGUCCGAAUAAACCAACUCUACGAGCAAGCUAGGUGGGCCAUCCUCUUAGAGGAAAUUGACUGCACGGAGGAGGAGAUGCUGAUCUUCGCAGCCCUGCAGUAUCACAUUAGCAAAUUGUCCCUAUCAGCUGAAACACAGGAUUUGACAAGCGAGUGUGAGGCCGAUGAAGUCGAAGCGGCGCUGUCUCAUCUGGAAGUGACCCUGGAAGGUGGAAAAGCAGACAACCCUCUGGAGGACAUCACCGAUAUUCCUAAACUUGCUGACAAUCUCAGGCUGUUUAGGGCCAAGAAGCUGAUGUUAAAGUCUUUCAAACAAUAUUGGUUCGUCUUUAAAGACACAUCCAUAGCCUACUUUAAAAGUAAAGAAGUUGAACAAGGAGAACCAAUAGAAAAACUGAAUCUUAGAGGUUGUGAAGUUGUGCCAGAUGUCAAUGUUGCAGGCAGAAAAUUUGGAAUCAAGUUACUAAUCCCUGUUGCUGAUGGAAUGAAUGAAGUCUAUCUGCGAUGUGACCAUGAGAACCAAUAUGCCCGGUGGAUGGCCGCCUGCAGCCUGGCCUCCAAGGGCAAGACCAUGGCAGACAGCUCCUACCAGCCAGAGGUCCUCAACAUCCUGUCAUUUCUGAGGAUGAAGAACCGGACCUCGGCGUCUCCGGCGGCUUCCGGUCCCGAGAACAUGGACAUGAACCCGGAAUGCUUUGUGUCGCCCCGCUGUGCCAAAAAGCACAAGUCAAAACAGCUGGCAGCCCGGAUCCUGGAAGCCCACCAGAAUGUGGCCCAGAUGCCCCUGGUCGAAGCGAAGCUGCGGUUCAUCCAGGCGUGGCAGUCCCUGCCUGAAUUCGGCCUGACCUACUAUCUUGUCAGAUUCAAAGGAAGCAAAAAAGAUGACAUUCUGGGAGUUUCCUACAACAGACUGAUUAGAAUUGACGCAGUCACAGGGGUUCCGAUCACAACCUGGAGGUUCACAAAUAUGAAACAGUGGAAUGUCAACUGGGAAAUCAGACAGGUGGCGAUCGAGUUUGACCAAAACGUCUCCAUUGCCUUCACCUGCCUGAGUGCGGACUGCAAGGUGGUGCACGAGUACAUCGGCGGCUACAUUUUCUUGUCCACCCGCUCCAAGGACCAGAACGAGACGCUCGACGAGGACCUGUUUCACAAGCUGACCGGCGGCCAGGACUGACACAGAGGAGCAGGUCUGCCCGAGCCCUCUGACUGCACGGGAGCGGUGGCUUGUCCUGCGUGCGGUUUGCAGAUUAGCAACCGCAACGGGGGCGCGGAGAGGCAGCCGGAUACUGAGCCCACACCAGCCACGCUGCCCGCAUGUCUCUGCCACUGUGCCAGCAGGACGGAAGGGAUCUCGGGGCUUUGUCCAUCCACUGGGACGGAGCCCCUGCAGAGCUGUUCUUACUCAUUGAGGCAGGCAGACGGGUGAAAAUUACCUGCAAAUUGCAAGCCGCACACACUCAGGAGGUGUGAGAAGAAAUGAAGCUUUGCUUGGCACAGCUGUUUUUAUCUCCCCGGCUAUGGAACUGGUGGAGUUCCCUGAAGGUCAAAGCCUAGGGUGGGAGGUGGGGUCACUUGCUAUCAGUGGGCAACCAGGGGUCAGGGCCGCAACCCUCAUGUUCACAGUGACACCUGCCAAGGUGACCGUUGACCCAUUUGGCCUUGGUCAUUGGUCUUUUGCUCCUGCAGCCACCUGCAUGCCUGCCCAGGGCUCCCACAGCCCCCUUUAUGUACUUCUUGAAGAUGCAAGUGAUACGGGGUGCAAGGAAACC